ACGCUCUCAACCAAUGUCGUAACAGUUUUUUUUCUUUCUUUCUUAUUUAAAUAAGUAGAGCUCCUCCGGCAAACGCCAUGGUCAUUAGACUUAUCAUGCCCACGCCGUUUGCUGACCAAGCCUGCAGCGCCGCGACAGCGUUGUCGCUCGUUGUCGAGGAUGCAGCUGAGCCGGUACCUGUAGCAGUGCCCGAAGCGGUGCCGCUUGAUGAAGAAUCGGCUUUUGAGUCGUUGCCGACAAGCGCGGAGAGUUUGUCGUCGUCGACGAAUGAGGCCUUCACCGAGGUUGCGUUCUUGCAGUCGCUGGGAGGAUCGGCUUUGCCCUUGACGAAGUUGGCAGCGAUACACUUAUCCUUUUAUUAGCAUUGACUUAUGAAGUUUGGAGCAGGGACGUACCUGGUAGAGAAGACCGUCGACGGCGGAGGACACAACGUUGACCCAGCCCUUCUUGCCAGCGUAUUUCUCGGGGACAGUGACCUGCGGCUGGCAGAAAUCACCAAGACCGCUUUGCUGAACAAUAGGAAAGACUUGCUCCCAAUCUCCAUCAGCCUUCUCAUUGAGGGUCACGCGGAAAAGCCAAUUGCCCUGCUGGUGAGUUGAUCGCAGAGCAAUAGCCUCGCCGCCGACGUGAAAGUCAACGAGCUUGUCCUUGGAGAGGUCAGGUGUGAAGCCGCCGCAGGGAGACUUGUCCUCGUCGUCGUCUUUGAAACCGAUGGAGUCGGGAUACUUGACUUCGAAGUGGGCGAGGGAGAUGCCGCAGAGUAGAGCGGUUGAGAGGAGUGUAGAGGAGCGCAUUUUGAUGUGUUAUGGGGGAGAGUAUUGUGUGUGUGGUUUGAGAGAGCUGGGCUGGGCUGGAGUGGUGGGCGGCUGAGCUGCUUUUGUAGGAGUUGCGGAUAUCGGCAAGGGGAUGAGGGAGAGGCUGAACUAGUGUGAGCUGUGUUUCGCUAAGAAGGUAUGUUAUGGUGUUAAAUAUCAGGCCGUUGUGAGAAAUGACCUUCCAUUGGGAUCAUCCAACUCAAAUACUUUGAUGUAAUAACAUUUUCGACUCAUGUGGUCAGAUAUCAUAUCAACUCAAGUUACACAUAUUUCCAAUUCCACAGCAUGAGCACACAGCAUCUGCAAACUCCCCAUCAUGAAAGCUACGUCAUUGAGGCUCUGUGCUCCCAUGAUGAACCCUUCCCAUCAAUGCAAGCCAUCUCACUAGUCUGAAGCAAUUCACGCCAAUUCCACAUCAAACGCCCAUCUAAAACACCCAAAGCCUCAAAAAAACGCUCAUUCUUCAACGUCGCAGAGAAUUCUAAAGCAGAGUCUAGCAGUGCAAGCCUCCAUCGCCAAAUGCCGUGUUAGUGGUGGAGAGUAAUUAAGAGCACGUUUCGUUCUACCUACCCCAAAAGUCUAGACCUCGCAGGGAAAAACAGGGGUCCUUGACGUGCGGAGGAGCCAAUCAGAACAUGAGCGUGCACGGACCUGAGGUUGUUUGAGCAAGUUUUUCUCUCUUGUUAGUGAGCGAGUUUUUGUCAGACCAUGGACGUUGAAUCACAAUGAGAAGGUUUAAUGAUGGUGAUAAGUAUCGGAUAUUCGGCAUGCACGGAUAGAACGGAUACAUUUUUGGGGGACAUUCGAAAGAGAUGGUAGUUGGGAGUUUGAGUUUUAGUAAUUUUAUGCGCAAUUUGACGGUUGUUCGACGUUUCUACUGCCGGGUGUAGCCUCAAAGUAUCAAGCUCGCAUCGCUUGAUUGCUCAAUCUAAAGAGGUUAGUUGCAGAUACAAGCGAUCUGAUGGGCAUCUCGUCUGGCAAUCGCACUCCGCGGGGUUAACUCUUCUUCACUACCUUAUCCAACAUCAGCACUCGGGCUCUUCAUACCCGGCAACCUGUGACCUUCACAUCUUGUUCGAUACAGUCACCGUAAGCCAAGAAGCGGUUUCAUCAUACCAACUUGCUCAUUCAUUCUCACCUGAGUGUCAACAAGUCACACAAUCGGAGGGAAACUGGACACUUGCAUUCGGACAAAACUUGACUUGUUUGCAGGUAACAUGAGCAACUGAAGCGAAAGACAAUACCAUCAUAGCAGGAUUGUUUAUGAGCCAGAGACACAUUGGCUCUAUCACGACGCUGGCCGUCUGAAUCGUCCCUUCAACUCAAGUCACAUCGAACCCGCGCCAUCGGCGCAUCAUAGCUCAUCAUGGAUAUGGACCACAUGCAUCAUGAUCCCGGCUUGCGGAUGGAAGUCAAUUAUGCCUUUGCCCGUGGAUACUGGUAUACCAUUGCUGGUGUCGUCGGCGCACUCGCUGCUAUUCGUGGCAUCAACUACCUCGACGCUCAGCAAAGACUAAAAGCAUGUCGCGAUCCAUCAAUAGACCAUCCAACACGUCCACGAGGAGCAUUCAGUCAAGCAUGGGCGACAUCAACCGCCGUCGUUCGCGAAAUGGGCCAUCCACAAUAUUACAUCCCCAUCAAGGGCCUUAGAUGGGCGACACCACUUCCACUCGGUCGAAUUAUCGUUCUAGCAUGUUAUUGGGUCGUUAUUGUCUACUUGAUGAGCUGGAAGGUUUCACAGAACGACGUGUACUACUGGGAGCGCAUCGGAUAUCGCAACGCAUGGGUCACUUUGACCCAGUUCCCGCUGCUCUACCUUUUGGCGACAAAGGUCAACGUUAUCGGAUUCCUGAUAGGGAGCAGUCAUGAGAGGCUCAACUGGCUGCAUCGAUGGGUUGCGCGGACCAUGUUUGUCACUGCGACGGUUCAUGGCUUUCACUUCUGGACUAUGUGGGUGCGCGCCGAGUUCCUUGACUAUGCCCUUCAGAUUAUGCCGCUGGUCAAGUAUGGGCUUGCAGCUUGGGCAAUCCUGCUUUGGAACGUUAUUACAGGAAUUGUUCCCAUUCGGAGACUUUCGUAUGAGGUUUGGGUGGCUCAGCAUGUGCUCACCAGUAUCAUUAUGCUGUGGUUGCUCCACAAGCAUAUUCCCUCAAAUGCCCGGUGGCUGCUGUGGAUGAGCGUUUCGUUCCUCGUUUUUGACCGAGCCAUGAGAUGGGCACUUUUACUAUGGCAAAAUGUCCGUCUUCGACCACAAGGAACUGAGUGUCAGGGUAUGAAGCACCUUGGGCAUCGAGCCGUUACCCGCGUUGUUGGACAAGCCACCACUGUCGUUACCAUCAAGGAUGUGCACUUCAAGUGGAAGGCAGGACAGCAUAUUUACCUCUGGGUUCCACGUCUUGGACCCUUCGAAGCGCACCCAUACACAAUCGCAUGUGCGCAUAAGCUCGAAGGCGCAUGUUGCUGCAACAGCAUCCAGCUGGUCGUGCGCGCCCAUAACGGAUUCUCCAAACGACUACACGAAUAUGCGACAAAGAAUUCGGGAUCCGAACUUACAUGCUUCGUAUCAGGGCCAUAUGGCGUUCCCCCGAAAUGGAAUAUUUACGAAACGCUGGUACUAAUUGGAGCGUCAACUGGAGCCAGUUUCGUUAUUCCCAUCCUCGAAAGCAUUGCGGCAGCGCAAAAAUCGAAUUGCACACGAAGAGUCGAAAUUAUCCUCGUUGCGAGAACAUCUCAAGAAAUCCAAUAUUACGUCGAAAGGGCCGAAGAGGCUGGCAGAAUGGUACGAGCCAAAGGCGUCGGUGUAAGCAUCCAUAUCGCCAUAACAAGCUCCAAUCAAACAGGCCCGGUCUUCAGUCGUUCAGAGUCCUCAAACACUAGCGACUCAGACGACAUCCAACCCGUCAAGGGACCGACAACAGGUUGCUGCUGCAGCGCAAACGGUCCAGACGAGAAAGGCUGCCCAAGCGACUCUCCCUGCCGCGGCAAGAUAACCGCCACUGUUCCAGAGCUCAUCCGCGAAUACACGUGCAGACCAGACAUCGAGACCAUGAUUCGCGAGCCGGUGGAGCAGGCUUGGGGAGAAACAGGGGUUGUUGUUUGCGGUGGGCGAGAGAUAGUGGCACGGACGAGGAAUUGCGUGAGUCGUUUGAGCGAUGAGCGAGCUGUGCAUAAGGGAACGGGAGCGCAGGGGAUAUAUCUGCAUGUUGAGGAGUAUUCAUUUUAAUUUAAGGUCGAUAGAUAAUGAUGUUAUGAUUGAUGUUAACAAGGCUGAGUGCAGUGAAGUGAAGUGGUUGAACAGGACAGGGAUUAGUCGGUGGGCGGUUAGAAUGUGGUGGUGGUAUGCUACGGCAACAAGGUCUCGGCCAGGCCAGGGGGAUCAAACAAUGGCCUCCACUGUCGGUUAACAAAUACUGCACUGCACUGCACUGCCUGUGACUUGACAAUGCAUUGACGUAUGAUGAAACAACAUUCUCCUCCU
Molecule: messenger RNA, 4293 nt
Organism: Fusarium odoratissimum NRRL 54006
Lineage: Eukaryota; Fungi; Ascomycota; Sordariomycetes; Hypocreales; Nectriaceae
Exons: 2
Coding region: 2182-4038 (618 amino acids)
Biological process (GO): iron ion transport; copper ion import; intracellular iron ion homeostasis
Cellular component (GO): plasma membrane
Molecular function (GO): ferric-chelate reductase activity
Source: RefSeq, a predicted model, not a curated record